CUUCAGGUGCUGCUGUCGUCCCGCUGAGAAAGAAGAUGGAGUUUGAGACGACGGAGGCUGUACGCUCGACGCCGAGUCGCCACGAAAAAAGUUUGGGGCUCCUCACGAUGAAGUUUGUGAGCCUGCUUCAAGAGGCGAAGGAUGGCGUCCUGGAUCUGAAAGUGGCUGCAGACAGCUUGGCAGUGAAGCAGAAGAGGAGGAUAUACGACAUCACUAACGUACUGGAGGGUGUGGGGUUGAUUGAGAAGAAAAAUAAGAACAUAAUCCAGUGGAGAGGGGAGAACUCAGGCAGCCAAACUCAGGAGGUGCUGGAGCAGGUGAGGGUUUUGAAGGCCCAAAUUUCUGAGCUGGAAGCCCAAGAGAAAGCGCUGGACAGCCAGAAGGCCUGGCUCGAGGAGAUCAUCAAACACCUUAACCACGAUCCCAUCACGAGCACUUAUAAAUUUGUCACACAUGAAGACAUCUGCAACGCCUUCAGCGGAGACACUCUUCUCGCUGUAGUGGCUCCUGCUGGGACCCAGCUGGAGGUACCGCUACCUGAAACGGGUCUGAGUGGUCAGAAGAAGUACCAGGUGAACCUCCGCAGCCACUCAGCUCCCAUCCAGGUCAUGCUCAUCAACAGGGAUUCAGACGCCACUGUACCUGUGGUCUUCCCUGUGCCACCCACUGACGACAUCUGUCCAAUGCCAACGCCACCCAGCACCCCCGCCAGCCUGCAGAGGUUCCCUCUCUCGACUUCUGUGUGCUCCUCCUCUAGCACCUCCUGCUCGUACUGCAGUCAGGACUCUCUCUGCUCAGACCACCAGAUGGUGCUGCCAGAACAUGAUGAAGUGUUGACGCCGUCGUCCACCCCUCCUGACAUGCAGAUGGAGUGUCACGUUCAGUCGGCAGCAGUGUUGGAGCAGCAGCAGAUGGACCUGGCGGGCCCAGAGUUCCAGUCUGUACUGGACGUGAGCAGUUUGCUGAAGCUCAACGCUGCUGGAGACCACAUGAAGGAUGACAGAGAGGAAGCCGUUGACCUGAUCGAUGAGCUAAUGUCCGCUGACGGAAUAGACUACAGCUUCAACCUGGACGACAGUGAGGGAGUGUGUGACCUGUUUGAUGUGCAGAUCCUAAAUUACUGAUGGCAAACAGUGCCUCUGCUGAAUGCUGAUAAACACUCAGGAGGCACUUUUUGCCUCCAAAGACACUUCAAAGAUGCCUUUUCCCAUUUUGUUAUAACUGCACAAUUAAUACUUAUACAUGCCUUUGUUAUUUAAAACAAACUUUUACAAACAUUUAGACAUCUCUGCUGUCUGCCAGACAACUUCAAUUUACUACACCGGCCUUUUUCUCCAGCCAACACAAAACACAAAGACUAAACUAAUUUACCAUAAGAUACUUAUGUAACCAUGAGUCAUGGAGUCCAAUUCAUUGGUUUACUGUUUAAAUAUCUACAACCUCCCUGAGAAAUGAAAUGCCUUUUUGUGGAAGUCAGCCAGGACAAAUCCUUCAGCCGCCCGCUGCACUUUUGCAUGUAAGUAUUUGUUUAUUUCCACAUCCAGUGGAAAUCCUGAGACUUUAAAACUGCUUCACUUCCUAUUUAUGAACCGUCAGGAUUGUGAGUGUUUUCCAUUAACUUAAUAUUCACAGUAACAAUUCAGUAUUGGCUUCUUUCUAUCGGAGUACAGGGUUGACAAUCUUGUUCAGGGUAUUUAAGUAACAUUUUUGGUUUUUUUACAUGAAAAGCAUAUUGUGUAAAAACCUACCUAAUUCCACAGUUAUAUUUGAGAAAGUGGCAUAUUGUAUUUAAUGAGUGAAUGUUUUAGUCACUUCUGGUGACUUUGUUCUCAUGUGAA
Messenger RNA from Plectropomus leopardus (leopard coralgrouper), 1838 nucleotides. RefSeq names its product E2F transcription factor 5 (gene e2f5). Gene Ontology annotation, cellular component: RNA polymerase II transcription regulator complex. The record is from RefSeq and is a predicted model, not a curated record. Gene Ontology annotation, molecular function: protein dimerization activity; RNA polymerase II cis-regulatory region sequence-specific DNA binding; DNA-binding transcription factor activity, RNA polymerase II-specific. Gene Ontology annotation, biological process: regulation of transcription by RNA polymerase II. NCBI's taxonomy places the organism in Eukaryota, Metazoa, Chordata, Actinopteri, Perciformes, Serranidae.